GUUAGUAGGUGGUAUGUUACCUGUACAGAAUGUAUCAAUGGAUUUAAAUCUUUGUCUUCAUUCAUGACCCAUUUCUUUCCAUUUUCUCACAAUGGAAAAAUGUGAGUGUAAGUUUUAACUGGGGCUGUGGAUAAUGAAAUGGUCUUUAUUCUGUAAAUUUUUUUGGAGUACAUGGUCAUACAUUUAUGGAGUUCGUUACAAACAGCGGGGACUAUUGCCAGGCACAGCACGUGUAAACUAAACAGUCAUUUACUGUGGUGCUUUAUUUGAAUCAUACGUUCUGUGGCAGUAUCAACACACUACUUUGAAUGGGUUAAUUUGACGGAAAAAUUCCUCGACAGGGAAAUUCUGCCGAAAGUCUUUCAUUUCUGCUUUUCCUUGUAUAGAUCGUUGGAUAAAUAGUUCAUCCUUGGGUACAUUUUGUUCUCACGUUGUUUUAUGUGAAUUUAUUUAUUUUGUUCCGAUUUUAAAGAGUUUAUUUCGUUGUACAUUUGUUGACGUAGAAUUCUGAGGCGACGCAAUCUCAUAUAAUUACGUAAACAAUAUUGUAUCUAUGACAAACAUGAAGUCACGAAGACCAGAACCUGCUGAAAUUGAGUAUAAGAACAUGCGGUUCCUAAUUAUGGAUCGACCAACAGAUUCAACAAUGGAUAAAUUUAUAGAGGAACUGCAUAAGAAAGGAGCUAAAGAUGUAGUACGUGUAUGUGAGCCGACUUAUAAAACAGAGAAACUUGAUGCCCAGGGAAUACGGGUACUUGACUGGCAGUUUGAUGAUGGUAAUCCACCACCAGGAGAAGUUAUAGACGAAUGGAUUAAUCUACUAAAAACAAGGUUUAAAGAGGAACCAGGAUGCUGUGUGGCUGUACAUUGUGUAGCAGGAUUAGGCAGAGCUCCAGUUUUGGUAGCAUUAGCAUUAAUUGAAUGUGGAAUGUUAUAUGAAGAUGCUGUAGAACUCAUCAGACAAAAAAGGCGAGGAGCAAUCAAUGCAAAGCAACUUGCCUUCUUGGAACAUUACCGUCCUAAAUCAAGACUCAAACAGAAAGGAAACGGCCACAACAAGCCAUGCUGUGUCAUGUGAUUGAACACAGACACACAGCUUAAAGUGUUCAACGCGAUUAUUGCCCUGUGUCAACCAUACUCAUUUGUUCAUUAUUUGUCUUUAUAACAUGAUUAAAUAUAGGUGGAGUGUAUGUCAUCCACCAUUUAAUUGGGGAAGUGAAACUAUUUUUAUACUGUUUAUUUUAUUUAUAGAACAGAUAUAUAUAGCAGCAACAAGGGUUCUCUCUAAUUCUACCACUUUUGCUUUUAUUUUACAAUUGAUUAUAAAAAUAUGUUCCGAUGAUUUGUUCUGAAAAUUAAUUUGAUUAUAUUUGCAGGACUGUUCCAUUAAAACCUAUAUGUUAUCAAGGAGAGACACUUUAAAGAUAAAGCCAAACAAAAAUAUAGUUCUGUUUCCUACCCAAAAAUUUGAUGCCUAUCCUAUCACAUUUAUGGACAUUUUUAUAUUUAUUACGUUUAAGUCCACAUUUGAGUUAAGCACUCUUAAAUUCUAGCACAUUUUCCUAUAAUCUACAAAAAUGUUUAAAAUUAUAAAAUUAUUUGACCCAUAUUUCUUUCUUAUUUCUUCUUCCAUGAGUAUAUACAUGAUAUAUAUAUAUAACCACACUACAUAUUAAUUUUCAACACUUAAGGUUGGGCGUGAAAUAUAAAGUCCUACAAUAUAAGUUUAAAAUGUAUAUCUUGAAAUCUGGUUACCUUCCUUGGUUUCCAUGUAUGUUUUAUGGAACAGCCCUUUGUAUUUUCAUAUGCUUGAUAUCAUCACACUUAUGUUUUAUUGUUAUUCAUUAGAAGAACUCUAGUAGGAGUUAACAGUAAGACAAAUCCAUGGUUUAGAAAAACAUUUAAUUUUCAUAUUUGUCUAAAAAUGAUGUCAGUAUCAGUAACUUUGACUGCUAAACAUAUAAUGAUUUAAUGACUAAGACAUUUAAAUGUUGUAACACAAUAAUACAUAAUAAUAAACCUGGCAGAAAUUCUUAUGUCUUCCUGAUAUAGUACCAGGAAAGUCCUGGAUCUCCAAACAUUUUAUUAAAUUUUUGGUAUUUUUGGGAAAUGAUUUUGCAAUAUAGAAAUUCUUAAUUUGACGAAGUUUUGUAGUUGUCGAAUGAAAAGUAAGAAUUCACAAUAGCUUUUGUUGAAAAAAGAAAUAUUAAUAAUUUUUAGGCAGAAUUAGGGAUACUUGAAAUUCUAUUUUAUCAAAGUGUAUAUAAAUUAUAUAUGUCACCACAGUUUAGUGCUAUGUAUAGUAAUAAAUGAUUCAAAGAUUAAAACUAAUUACAGAUGAUUUAAUAGAGGGAAAAUGGGAAUUUGUCACUAUCAGUGAAGAGGCUACUUUGGGGUAAUACAUCUUUUAUCCAUUUAUAUUUCCAGUAAUUGAUUCUCCAUGUCAUUUCACUUUUUUCAUAUUUUAGCGUCAUAAGGCUAGCGUUACAAAUUUCAGUAGAUUUUCAUCAAUAACUGAUUUCUAGUUAUACAGAAGUGUGCUCACAUGUAUUACUUCCCUUUGCAAAUUUAAUAUAAAUAUAACAUAAUUAUAUAAGGAGCUGCAUAUUUAGAGGAAUUUGAUAUUAAAGAAUAGCAUUUUUUUGUAUUGAAAAAAAAACACCCGAAAAAAACAAUAGAAAAUAUACGUUGAUCAUUGCAUAUAUGCCUAAAAUUUUCUUAAAAAUUUAUUAUUUAUGUAUUAAGAUUUGAAUAGGGACUGUAAACAAGAUACUUUAACCUCAUCAUUCCAAGGUAUUCUCUUUAUAUUAUCAACAUUUUUUAAAAUUGUAUGUUAAAUCCUGAUCAUUGCAGAUAGGAGAAAUCAGGAAUUCAAUUUUUUGUUUCAAGUGGCAGAAAUUUUCAAUUUGACAUCAUUAGUUUUGAUAUCAUAAAAAUUGUUAGUAUGCUAGACAAAAAGAAGUACAAAAUAUGUAGUCUGUUUAAAUCAUAAAUAUAAAGGAAAAAAAUCCUUUACUCCUGACUUGACAGAGGAUGUAUGAAAAAUAUCCUUGACCUUUAACUUGAAAAAAAACCAAACUAGUAAGGUGUUAGUUUUUAUUUGUGAUAUAUUAAUACUAAAUAACCAAAGUGAAAUAAUGUAUUUUUGUUAAUAUUUAUUUCACAAGUUGUUUGAAAAUUAGAUACCCUUGAAAUCAAAUUAAUGAACGAAUAGAAAUGGGGAAAUCCAUGUAAUGUACAUACGAAAAAAGAUGAGAUACUCUUCAGUGAGACGGCAACCAAACACAAAUAACAAAUAGACAUCUACAGGUUAUCAUACAGUGUCCAAAUCUUACUUUCUGGAUUCUAAAAUAAAAUGUCUUAUAAGCAAGGGAAGUAAAAUAUGUAACCUAUAAAUAGAUUUAGAAGACACUGAAUAAAUCUCAAGUUAUGAGAAAAAGAAUGGAAAUCUAGAAAUAAAUAAAUGCAUUAUUACAUAGCCUUAAAACUUGCCUUGAGACAUGUAUACUCCAUACUCAAUCCAAUGACCAUUAGAUUGGAAUGUGGUUAGGUUUUAAUCCCAUUAUUUAGUGUUUUAUUGUCAAGCAAAACUAUCAGCUAUUUAUAUCAUAUUGUGUUUUAAUUAUUUACAUGUAUGUCAUGUGAAAAAAACUUUGCCCUUUUUUUCAUUUAUAUCAUGAAUUGUAUAUGUAGAUGCAAGUGCAGAUUUAUAUGCCAGAAUACUUUAUGAUUCUAAAGCCAUGUCCAUUUUCAUUGGACACCUGAAAAAUUUAUGUACAACAAAAUCCAAGGAUAUUGAAUAUCCACUUGUAUAGAACUGUAUUGAGUUGAAAUUUUUAUAAAUUAAAAAUAUAGCUUGUGCAUUGUAAUUGGUGCAUUAAUAUGGUCUUCAAUGUCAAAGCUUAUUUUUACAAUUGCAGUAAACUGUUUUAUACAUCCAGUUUUAACAGUAAAUUGAAGAUAGCAAGAAUUAAAAAAAAGUACAUUUAGUAUCCUUUAGUUCCAUCAAUUAAUUCUCAUUUGUGUACCCCUCCAAGGAAAAGGUGUUUUGAGGCUUAGAAAUGCAUAGGUGUGGGAUACCAUUAUUGAUCACAAUUGUCAAUCAAUUUGUAAAACUGUAAAACAUGUAGCAAACUUAACACCAAAAAUAGUUUUAUUCCCAGUGAGUAGAAAAUAACUUCUUUGUUUAAAAUAUCUUUUUUGGCAAAGGUUUGACAUAUGUUAUUUAUUUCUUUAAAAAAGUUUUUCAUCAAAUUUCUAAUAUUUUGUGUAAUUUGCCUCUAUUCUAAAUUUACUUUAAUUUUACAGCUGUGAUUUCUAAGCAUAUAUGGUAUAUUGAAGUAUAAGAUUUCACCUUUAGGCUUGCAAAAUUUGAAAAAAAAAGAAAAUUCAGUUUGUGUCUUUUGUGUGGCAUAAAUUUGUUGUUUUUUAUGGGGUAGUUGUUAAAAACACCAAAUUGUCUAUUUAAACAUCAGUUUAUAAAUAUAAUGUCUUCAUGGUAAAUUCACUGUAUUCUGUAGUUAAUAUUAAAAAAAAUACAAGAAUCUCAGUUCCUAAGAAUUUGCCCUUGAUUAAUGACCUUGACAUACACCAGACAUUCCCUCCCAAGUUGCUGCCUGUUUGAACAUGAUACGUCAAGGUUCCAUAUUUAUUUUUCUGAUUCAUUGUUUGCACAUAUAAAAUCAUGUUUUAUAUUUUAAAGUUCAAAUUGAGAUUGGUUUGAUUGGUGCUUUUAUUGUAAGAAACCAGCCAAUGAAGUCACUGGUUUCAGUCAGCCAAUGAAAUUCUUUGUUUUAAAUAUUUAUAUUUAUCAAAAUUGCUGUAAGUUUUGUUCCUAAAAUUUGUACAUAUAUAUUACAAGGGCAAUAUGAAUUCUGAAUAAAUUUUGAGUCUAA
This is a messenger RNA of Mytilus californianus (California mussel), 4895 nucleotides long. Its product is annotated as protein tyrosine phosphatase type IVA 2-like. Gene Ontology annotation, cellular component: nucleus. Lineage: Eukaryota; Metazoa; Mollusca; Bivalvia; Mytilida; Mytilidae. The record is from RefSeq and is a predicted model, not a curated record. Gene Ontology annotation, biological process: protein dephosphorylation. The transcript is spliced from 6 exons. Bases 554 to 1078 code for a protein of 174 amino acids. Gene Ontology annotation, molecular function: protein tyrosine phosphatase activity.